AUGGAAAAACAAGAUGCAUUAAAAGAAAAAGACGAGUAUAAUGAAAUGGCGGAGACUUUGGAAAUGGCUGAAGUGAAAGCAGAAACACUUCAAUUAGAAUUAGACCAAGCAAAAGAGCGUAUUGAGGAAUUAACAGUAGAUUUAGAACUCUUAAAGGCUGAGUUUGAGAAAGGAAAUGUAAGUGAAGAGGGAGGAGAUGGUGCCAAUUCUUUCAAAGUCAAGCAACUUGAACAACAAAAUGUACGUCUUAGAGAUACACUAUUCAAAUUACGAGACUUAUCCGCCUACGAGAAACACCAAACACAAAUCUUACAAAGAGAAAUCGAAGAAAUGACCAAACAAUUUAAUGAUUUACAAAAGUCUAAUGAAGAACUAGCAUCUCAAGUUAAUGAUUUGCAUGAACAGUUGAUGCAGCUUUAG
Molecule: messenger RNA, 420 nt
Organism: Macrosiphum euphorbiae (potato aphid)
Lineage: Eukaryota; Metazoa; Arthropoda; Insecta; Hemiptera; Aphididae
Source: the annotation of a GenBank genome assembly